Molecule: messenger RNA, 5417 nt
Organism: Electrophorus electricus (electric eel)
Lineage: Eukaryota; Metazoa; Chordata; Actinopteri; Gymnotiformes; Gymnotidae
Gene: myom1b
Product: myomesin 1b
Biological process (GO): sarcomere organization
Cellular component (GO): M band
Molecular function (GO): protein binding
Source: RefSeq, a predicted model, not a curated record
AUUCCGGCUCGCGCCAACAUUAUUUUUGUUGUGUAGUCUGCAGUCCCUGUCCGCAGCGCUGCGUGCACCCGUGGCUUUGCUUGGAUUUCCACCUUUGUUGACUAUCCUUUGGUCUUGGAGAUCGCUCCUCACUGGCUUUCAGGCAGCAGAGGUUCGUAUAAGGUCUGCUCUACUCCAAAGACAUUUUAAGACUAAAAGAACUUCAGAACAGAGGGUAGGCUCUGAGAUAAGGAGAACGCGAUGUCCGGAUCGAUGCCGUUCUACCAGAAGCACCACCGUCACUAUGACCGUGCCUAUCGUAGCCGGGAGACGGCAUCCGCGAUCAGCCAGUACCAGCAGAGCUCCAGCAGUUACUCUGCUCACAGAAGCAGCAGCACCAAGGGAGCCAUCACCUCUGCUUUUGUGGAUGAAUCGGGACUGAGUCCCCAGCCAAAGAGAACCAAGCCCUCCUACCUGGCUGUGGAUAAAGAGAACCAGAUUAUAGGCUAUGUGGUGCCCAUCUUCAGAGGGAGUCAGGAGUUUGCGACUGGUCUGUCAGACACUGAGGAGGCUCGGGCCAAAGAGACCGCUGGCUACCUGGCCCGUCGAGACCUCUUCACCAGUGGCGUGGAGAUGGAUCGUGUGGAGCACAAGUCACGCCGGACCAUCAUGAGGGAGUCGGCAGAUCGAAUUUCCCUCACCAAGAGGAUCCAUGAGAACGAAGAGUACCACAAGCAGCUGAACAAAGACAGCCUGAUGCACCCUCCCGAGUUUGUGAUCAAACCUCGCUCACACACCGUGUGGGAGAAACAGUGCGUGCGGCUACACUGCACCAUCACAGGAUGGCCCGAGCCCCGAGUAGUGUGGUACAAGAACAACAUCAGCAUUGACCCUAUGGCUCAGCCAGGGAAGUACAAGAUAGUCGACAGUUACAAUGUCCACUCUCUGGAGAUCAACAGGUGUGACUUCGAUGACACGGCCCAGUAUCGUGUGUCAGCCAUGAACAGCAAUGGGGAGCUUUCAGCUUAUGCUUCUGUCGUUGUCAAACGAUUCAAAGGUGAAGUUGAUGAGUCCCUCCCAUCUCCCAGACCCCAGAAACAGUUCGGCUCUCAAGUACCUUGCCUUGAGUAUGGUGUGACUUUCGAAACACACAUUGUGGAGAAGUUUGAUGUGUCGUUUGGGCGUGAGGGGGAGACACUGAGUCUGGGUUGUUCUGUGAUCAUCUACCCGUCUCUGCGGCGCUACAAGCCUGAGAUUGAGUGGUACAGAGAUGAUAAGUUACUGGUGCCAUCGAAGUGGGUUCAAAUGCACUGGAGCGGAGACAGAGCCACGCUCACACUCACCCACCUAAACAAAGAGGAUGAGGGACUAUACACAUUGCGUGUCAUCACCAAGUCUGGCUACGAGACACACUCUGCCUAUGUCUUUGUUCGAGAUGCAGAUGCAGAGGUGGCAGGAGCCCCUGGAGCUCCUCUGGAUGUCUUUUGUCAAGAGGCCAAUAAAGACUAUGUGAUUGUUACCUGGAAGCAGCCAGCCGUGGAUAGGGGCAGCUCCAUCCUGGGCUACUUUGUGGACAGGUGUGAAGUUGGUACCACGCAUUGGAUUCAGUGCAAUGACACACCAAUAAAGUUUGCCCGAUUUCCUGUUACCGGCCUCAUCGAGGGCCGGAGCUAUGUUUUCCGAGUGCGUGCUGUGAAUAAGUGUGGCAUGAGUCAUCCAUCACGAGUGUCCGAGCCUGUGGCGGCCAUGGAUCCCGCUGAUCGCGCUCGCAAAGGGGCCUCGGCACCAUGGACUGGUCAGAUCAUCGUCACAGAAGAGGAGCCCGUUGGUAAGGGUGUGGUUCCUGGCAAACCUUGUGAGCUGAUGGUUACAGAGGCAACCAAAAACUAUGUGGUGCUGAGCUGGCAGCCCCCAAGCGAGAAGGGUCAUGAGGGGGUCAUGUACUACGUUGAGAAGUGCGUGUCUGGCACUGACAGCUGGCAGCGCGUGAACACUGAUAUCCCAGUGAAGUCUCCUCGCUUCGCCCUGUUUGACUUGUCUGAGGGGAAGUCCUACUGUUUCCGUGUACGCUGCUGCAACUCCGCUGGAGUGGGUGAACCUUCGGAGCCCACUGAGGCCACCGUAGUCGGAGAUAAACUGGAUAUCCCAUCAGCUCCGGGGCGUGUAGUGCCAACUCGCAACACAGACACAUCGGUUGUGGUGUCCUGGGAAGCCUCGCGGCAGGCUAAGGAGCUGGUGGGCUACUACAUUGAGAGCAGUCUGGCCGGGACGAACACCUGGGAAGCCUGUAACAACAAACCCGUCAAGGGCACCAGGUUUAUAUGUCACGGGUUGACGACUGGUGAGAAGUAUGUUUUCCGUGUGAGGGCAGUUAAUGCUGCUGGGAUCAGUGAUUUCUCGCAGGAGUCGGAAGCCAUUGAGGUUAAAGCUGCCAUUGGGGGCGGUGUUCCUCAUGCCUCCCCUGCCCCACCCUUUGGCAUCACCGUGCUGGAGUGCGUGCGAGACUCUAUGGUCCUCGCCUGGAAGCAGCCCACCUUCAUGGGUGGUGCUGACAUUACCGGCUACUUCGUGGACUACCGCGAGGUCAUCGGCGGAGUGCCUGGGAAAUGGCAUGAAGCCAACAUCAAGGCAGUCAGCGAGCGGGCAUACAGGGUGUCUGAGCUGAAGGAGAACAUGCUGUAUCAGUUCCAGGUUCGCGCUGCCAACAUGGCUGGGGUGGGCAUUCCCUCUCGGCCCAGUGAAAUCUUCAAAUGUGAGGAGUGGACCAUUGCUGUGCCGGGACCCCCACAUGAUCUUCAGCUGCAGGAGGUGCGUAAGGACUCCUUAUUGUUGCUGUGGAAACCACCAGUGUACCAGGGUCGUGACAAAGUCAAUGGCUACUACGUAGACAUCAAGGAGGCAGAGGCACCUUUUGAGUGCUGGAGAGGAGUUAAUGAGAAGGCUACGAGCAAGACAUACAUGAAGAUCAAGGAUUUGAAAGAGGGCGUGACUUACAUUUUUCGUGUCCGAGCUCAGAACAAGGCCGGUGUGGGCAAAGCUUCCGAGCCAACAGAGCCAGUUCUGGCUGAAACUAAACCAGGUACUGCAGAGUUGGUUGUGAAUGUUGAUGAUGAUGGCGUGAUCUCGCUGAAUUUCGAGUGUGCUAACCUCACUGCCGACUCCAAGUUUGUCUGGUCCAAGAAUUAUGAGGAGAUCACGGAUGAUAAACGCCUAACCAUGGAGACCAAAGGCAACAAGUCCAAAGCAAUCUUUAAAGCUCCCUCAGAGGAAGACCUGGGCAUCUACUCCUGCCUGGUCACCCACACCGAAGGAGUCUCUGCUAGCUACUCGCUCACUGAGGAGGGCCUGAAGGAGCUGCUAAAGAUCAGCCACGACCACAAAUUCCCAAUUAUUCCUUUGAAGUCAGAGCUGGCCGUGGAGCUGCUUGAGAAAGGCCGGGUUCGCUUCUGGCUUCAGGCUGAGAAGAUGUCUGCCAAUGGCAAAGUUGAAUACGUCUUCAACGACAACAUCAUCUCCCAGGGAGACAAAUAUAAGAUGAACUUUGAUAGGAAUACUGGCAUCAUUGAGAUGUUCAUGGAGUCACUGGGCAAGGAGGAUGAGGGAACAUUCACGUUCCAGCUCCAGGACGGCAAAGCUACCAACCAGUCCAGCCUGGUACUCAUCGGCGACGUUUUCAAGCAGUUGCAGAAACAAUCUGAGUUCCAGAGGAAAGAAUGGCACAGGAAACAAGGCCCUCAUUUUGUGGAGUACCUCAGUUAUGAAGUCACACCUGAGUGCAUUGUAAGGCUGAAGUGCAAGGUUGGUAAUAUGAAGAAGGAGUCUGUGGCGUUGUGGUAUAAGGAUGGAAGAGAGAUUAAGGCCAAUGAGAAACUGGACUUCUCUGAGGGAGUGCUGACCCUGGAGAUUGCCCAGAUCUCUAAGAAAGAUGCAGGUGUGUAUGAGGUGGUUGUGAAGGAUGACAGAGGCCAGGAUAAAUCCACACUGAACCUGACUGACCAAGGAUUUAGGGACCUGAUGAACCAAGUCUUCAGUGUUAUUGCUAACUCCUCCACUCCACUGAAGAUUCAGAGCACAGAGGAGGGCGUUCGCCUGUAUACCUUUGUCAACUACUACAAUGAUGAACUGCUCAUCACCUGGCACCACAAGGAUGCUGCCAUUGCCUUUACUGAUCGGAUUAAGAGUGGAGUGGUCGGAGAGCAACUGUGGCUGCAGAUCUCUGAACCAACCGAGAAAGACAAAGGCAAAUAUGCCAUAGAAUUCUUUGAUGGGAAAGGAGGACUAAAAAGAACAGUAGAGCUGUCUGGACAAGCAUACGACGAUGCCUAUGCAGAAUUCCAGAGACUGAAGGCUGCAGCUAUUGCAGAAAGAAAUCGUGCUCGUGUGGCUGGAGGUCUGCCUGACGUGGUUACCAUCCAGGAGGGCAAGGCCCUCAACUUGACGUGUAACAUCUCGGGUGACCCCGUGCCUGAGGUCACCUGGCUGAAGAAUGACAGGGAGUUGGUGUCCGAUGACCACUUCAUCCUCAAGUUCGCAUCGGGCAAGUUUGCCAGCUUCACCAUCACCAUGGUGAACACCAACGACUCAGGCAAAUACAGCAUCCUGGUGAAGAACAAGUACGGCACGGAGAGUGGCGACUUCACCCUGAACGUGGUGGAGAACUUGGGAGACUUGGGUGUACUUUCAUACCUGGCUGAUGCAGAUGGCAAUGUGGUUAUUGGGCCCACAACACCCACUCCCCCUGCUCUGUUGUCUAAAACUCCAACACCUGUCAAAUCCAAACACUCAACCCCAGCCAUUUCCACUACACCUGCUUCAAACAAUGCAGGUUCUGCUGCCACAGCACAUCUCUCUCUGUCUUCAACUACCCCCAUAUCAGAGGAGAAAACAGCAAAUGAGAAAAAGAAGGAGAAGAAGAAAGUGGCAAAAAGGACAGAUUCUGUUGUUUUGAAACGACCCGUUGGAGAGGCGGCAUCAGAUGGGGCCAUGCCCACAACACCUGUUUCACCGUGAGCACACCCACUGUCUGACCCAGAAACAGCACCACAACCAUCAGAAGAAGAGUGAUACAGUGCGUGUGUGUGAGUGAGUGACACAGAGAGCGAGCGAGAGAGAGAGAGCGAGAGAGAGAGAGAGAGAAAGAGAGAAAGAGUUGCAUCCAGGAACAAAAAUAAUGCUUACUAAUACUUGCCUUGGUCUAAGGCUCAGAGAAAAGAACAUAAGUGUUAUGCUGUAGUGUUACUGUGUUUCUGUUCACGUGUGAUGUGUUAAAAGGCACUGAUCCAAAUAUCUUUGAAGUACUUUUCUCUGCAGUGGAAGAAAAUAUCUCCCUGCCUGUUUGUAAUAACUAUAUAAAAGCUUAAGUAAAAUGAAUCCCAUGUCACUUAUUAACUUUCUCAUUUAUUCAAUAAUUAUUUAAUAAACGAUGUGACUGAUGAACA